AUGGCGCAAUCAGGGCCAACAAUCGUACCAAACCCUUCAGCUCUGAAAAGACAAGGUCAAGUACCUGAGCCAACGAUUGAAUCUCUACUUCAAAUCUUAUUUCAAGCAACUUCUCCGGAUCCAUCUGUUUUAGCAAGUGCUUCAGAACAUUUGAGUGAUCUGGAAACGCAUAGCUCAUUAUGGCUUAGACUCUUGGAUAUAGCCUUCGAGAGGAAUAAUCCGCUGGAGCCAGGCCUGCUUGAAAGGGAAAGGGGUUCCAUGACCAAUUUCAAUGGCCCAAUCACCGCCGAAGAUGUUGCUAAACGAUGGAGUGCAAUUCGUACAGUCGCAACCAUUCGCUUCAAGAAUGGAAUCGAUAAAUAUUGGCGUAGUCGUGUGAUGAAUAGGGUCACCAUUACAAUCUCACAAGAUGUGAAAUCUCAACUACGACAAGCCCUAUUUCGAUGUUUGGAUGAGCCUGAUCGAGGAGUUGCUUUACAAGCUAGCGUCUCGAUUGCUAGGAUCGCUCGAAACGACUUUCCCAACUCGUGGCCUACACUGUUUGACAGCCUUCAGACGGCGAUGAUUGAAGCACAUGGGAGGAUCACAAACUCAACCCAAGAAGCAGAAGUGGAUCGACUCACUCUUUUGAGAGCAGCUGAUGUAUGCGCAAGAACAUUGAAAGAGCUAAAUACUGUUCGCAUCUUAGCAGGCAAAAUCCGAAUGACUGAGCUAUCACAACAGCUUUUGCCCACUUUGGUGCCCAUGUUUCAACAAUACUUCACAGAAACUUUACCGACAAACGACAUGCUGCAGUCUCCAGAAGGACUUUCGAGAUGGUCGCAGUCACCCAAUCUGUCUAUGAGAAUACGAACAUCACACUUGCUUUUGAAAUCGGUCAGUCAUCUAGCCAUUGCCGAUGCUGGCACACUCUCAAAGAAUGCACAAACAUAUGCCGACAAUCGACCAAAUUACGCUCGAGAAUUGUUCAAAAUCACGCCUGGAAUGCUUCAAUUCAUUCGCGAUGUUCGAUGGACGUUCAUUCAAUUCGUACAACAGCAACAAAAUCAACAAAGUCUUUCUUCAGAUCAUCAGGCAAUCUUGACAGGACUACAGAAACAUCUUUUGUCUUUUGGAAAGUUGUAUUCUGGACUGGCAGGACGUGAACGUAGCAAAGCGGUUACCUGGCAAGGAUGGGACGAAGUUGUGCUGUGGUAUUGGCAGCAGGCAAUCGAAGCAUCGCCAGAAGAGCUCACGACAACGAGCAAAUCCGACGUAAGCGGAGAUGUAGCACUCUUUCAGCAGCAUCCUACCAAGCUACUAGUGCAAGCGCUCACUUUGCUCAAAACCAGCAUGGAAGAUUGGAGAAAAACGGAUACUCUACCAGCGACGUUCAAGGACGAAAAUAUGAUCUCCAAUAUGGUUGACAUUCUGGUGGAAAAGCUAAUGUUGCUAAGCACGGAUGAUUUGCAGAUAUGGGAAGCCGAUGCAGAAGAUUGGAGUAUUGCAGAGGAAGCCGAGACAUACAAUACAGAUGUACGUCCAGCAGCGGAAAGGGCACUGAUGGUUUUGGCCAAAGCAGCUCCUUCUAGGGACAGCAGGUUCGUAAGUGAAUUGCUUUGGCAGAAGUUCGAGAAUUUGGGCCAAGGCGGACCGGAUAUGUCUCUUCAAGGCAUCUUACGCAGGGAUGCAAUCUAUGCUGCUGUUGGACGUGAACUUUAUCCACACUCAGACGAAUACAUAUCCGAGGCGAUCGUAACACGACUUGUAGGUGAAGCCUCCUUGACCUUCUCCGACUCUUCUUCAUGGAUCAUCAUUCGUAGACGGAUCGCUUGGCUUAUCUGGGAAUGGUCAGAACACGUAAUAUCCACUCAUCGACCAGUGAUCUAUGACUUGCUUGUGAGCCUAUUGCAGGAUGUGCCUGGUAAAACAGAUGCUGCAGUACGCUUAGCAGCCGCAAGAUCGCUGUCCGCCAUGGCAGAUGCAUUGGAAUUCGAUUCGGACGCCUUCCAACCUUAUAUCGAUGCAAGUUUAUCCAGAUUGGCAACCUUGGCUGCAGGUUCUGAAUUGCACGAGAUGGAUAGCAUCAAGACGUGUACAAACGCAAUGAGUAUUUUGAUCGAAAGGCUUGGCGCACGAAUUGCUCAACAUUUGCAACAAUUGGCCACCCUUGUUCCGCAAUUGUGGACUUUGGAUGAUCCUGAAUGUAAAGCACGACCAAGCAUUAUUGUUUUUGUCAGUAAGCUGGUACGUAGCGUUGAGCUCAUUCCGCAUGGAUCGCAAGGUGCAGGAACAUCUCUACAUGGCAUCGUUGAGGUCAUUGUCCGUCAAAGCUUGAUGCAAGAUAACAUUUCCAUGUUAGGCAAAGAUGCAUUGGAACUAUGGAUUCGUACAUUGCGCUCGUCUUCCCAAAUGACCGAUUCGCUCUUUCGACUUUUGGACAUCUUGCCUUCCUUGCUGGAUCAGCCAGAUUACUGCCCGGAGGCUUGCAGAGUAGCGCAAGAGUCAACUUUGAUGGCAGCAGAAGCAGUGAUUGCCAAGUACGGAGCUGGUCUAUUUGAAAGUUUUGCAAAAGUGGUUGGCGAUCCCCAAAGUCCACUCAUCCUUCAUCCGAUAUCAUCUUUGGAUAUAAUCGUACAAGCAUUGCAUGCACAAGGCGUUGAUACGAUGGCAUGGGCAACUCUCUUGGAUCGAAGCGGUUUGUUUUAUACGUUGUUAGGCUCACUGUUAAAGGUAGAAGAUGCUACAGUGGUCAAAGGAUACUUUGUAGCCCUGCUUGCCAGACUUGCUUUCAUCAUGGACAACACAUCAAUCUUUAUGGAACUUGUUCGCUCGGCAGCAGGUCGACUUGAAGGCACAACAGCCAACAUAGGCAAUACAGUGGUAAAGCCAAUGGCAGAAGAAUGGUGUGCAAGAGUGGAAAAUAUGGCUUCUUCACGUAAACGAAAGAUCACUUGUUUGGGCUUGGCUGCCCUUUUGAGCAAUGCAGAUCCGCAAAGGGAACCCGAAUUAUUUACCGUUUUACCUGCCAUGAUUGGAAUUUGGAUGGAUAUUAUGGGUGAUAUGAGACAAGAUGCUGGCUCUUCAGAAGAUAUUGGCGCUCCAGUCUUACCGAAUGCGCCUCCUUCAUCACCAACUCUGACCCGCUCAUUCUCUCAAGCGCCAGAUCUUUUGCAUGAUUGGUUGCAAGAAACUUCACCUGGAAGAGCACGAUUGACAGAGUUGAAUCGCUUAGACCCGGUCAAUACGGUCAAAUUGACAACGUGCAUUUCUGAUGCUAUGCGAAGAGCACAAGGGCAUGGUGGAGCAGUAUUUCAAAACAGCCUUGCUAGCAUGGAUAGUUUGGUGAUGGAAAUAUUCCAAAAAGAUCUUAAUCAAUGAAAAAGAAAGAAUAGAAUGGUUUGCAGAAAACUUUAUAGAGUACAAGAUUUCGAAAAAUACCCAUGCUCGUAUACACUUCAAGAAUACUUGCACUUCUCACAAUCAAUGUACGAUAACCUCAAAAUUGAAUUUAGCUAAUAGAUAAUUGAAUUGUUGAAU
Molecule: messenger RNA, 3519 nt
Organism: Meira miltonrushii
Lineage: Eukaryota; Fungi; Basidiomycota; Exobasidiomycetes; Exobasidiales; Brachybasidiaceae
Product: ARM repeat-containing protein
Exons: 2
Coding region: 1-3360 (1119 amino acids)
Biological process (GO): protein import into nucleus
Cellular component (GO): cytosol; nuclear envelope
Molecular function (GO): small GTPase binding
Source: RefSeq, a predicted model, not a curated record